ACACACACGCACACGCGCACACACACGCACAACACACGCACACAAACACUUCCUUUCACACCACUCUCCGGCCAGCAGUAGAAGAGGCACAGUGUCUGAAGCAGCAGGGACAAAAAUGUCUAUGCAGACUUUUGAAACAAGGAUAAAGUCCAACAUGGAGAUGGGCAUGAAUAUGAAGGAUGAGGAGAAACUGUACAAGCGAAAUGGCAUCCUGUAUUCCACGAUUAUGAGCCCACCAGAGAACCUGGAUGCCUUGAAAAACCUGGAGGCCAGGGAAGAUGAUGUCAUGCUGGUGGCAUAUCCCAAAUGUGGUUGUAACUGGAUGGUGGGGGUGUUGAGGAAAAUCAUGAGUACAUGUGGAUACACUCUCCCUGAAGGGCCCCCGCUGAUCGAGUUCCACUCUCCAGAAGUACAAAAGAUCGAAGCUGAGAUGCCUUCAAGGCGUUUUUUUGCGACUCAUUUGCACCCUGAUGACAUCCCUGUUUCAUUUAAAACCAAUAAAACAAAGAUGUUGGUUGUGUUUCGAAACCCCAAAGACACUGUCGUCUCUUAUUACCAUUUCAUGAACAACAACCCAGUGUUGCCUAAUGCCACAUCCUGGGAUAAAUUCUUCUCCGACUUUAUGUCUGGUGAAGUGGGCUGGGGUUCUUAUUUUGACCAUGCCCUGGUGUGGGAGAAGCACAUAGAUGACCCUAAUGUGUUAAUUGUGACCUACGAGGAAUUGAAAGAGAAUCUGCUUGAGGGUGUACAGAAAAUCGCAGACUUCUUCAGCCUCCCUCUGACAGAGGAACAGGUCAAAAGGAUUGCUGGAGAGAGCACUUUCAGUGCCAUGCAGCUUAGCUCUAAAACCUCUCAUGGAAAGUUUGGCAACGUCUUUUUCCGAAAAGGUGAGGUAGGAGACUGGAAGAACCACUUUACAGAGGCUCAAAGUAAACAAAUGGAUGAAGAGUUCAAGAAGAAACUUUCAGGAACCAAACUGGGAGCCAAGCUUAAAUAUGAGCAGUACUGUCAGUAAUCCGAAAUAUAAAACACUGUGAAAAACAUACUUUUUUUCCUCAGCAGUCAUUUUUUAGGCAUAAAAAAUGAAUACACUGCACUUUGACCUCAUAUACAGUAUACAAUAUUAGUAUGUGGUAGCUGACUAACAUGUAGCUCUGGAAAUUACAGUUAACCACUAGGGACCUUUUGUGUACAUUUACCAAAAUGAUUUGUACAAAUUUGUACACUGAUUUGAUCAGUGAAUCUUUUUGUAGGUUGUCAGUGGUCACGAAGGAGAAUACAAUUGUGAAAGUAAGAACAUGGCAGCAAAAUACAACAAUUUGUAUAAACAAACUAAUUCUUUAAUGAGAUAAUAAUGUUUUAUUAAUCUUUGUAUUUAAGCCUACACUGUAUGUGUUUCUUUGUUCAACACUCUAUGUUUCAAUAACAGUCUAUACAAAGUUUUUGUCUAUUAACUGUCCUUUUUGAUAUGAUGUCAUUCUGUUGUUUUUUUAUCUGCCUCUUGUCUGCCUUAGUUCAGGUUUUUUAUCUUUCUCGCCAGACCCUUACUUGAAGCUCAGCAUUGUCUUGGAUUAUGUCUCUAUUUUGUUUGCUAUUUUUAAUAAACCAUUGAAUAAAUGCAAUUGCAUCUGCA
Molecule: messenger RNA, 1633 nt
Organism: Silurus meridionalis
Lineage: Eukaryota; Metazoa; Chordata; Actinopteri; Siluriformes; Siluridae
Product: sulfotransferase 6B1-like
Exons: 7
Coding region: 116-1015 (299 amino acids)
Biological process (GO): sulfation
Cellular component (GO): cytoplasm
Molecular function (GO): sulfotransferase activity
Source: RefSeq, a predicted model, not a curated record